This is a messenger RNA of Paraglomus occultum, 573 nucleotides long. The record is from the annotation of a GenBank genome assembly. NCBI's taxonomy places the organism in Eukaryota, Fungi, Glomeromycota, Glomeromycetes, Paraglomerales, Paraglomeraceae.
AUGAAAGUAAUUGCGGCAUUCUUUCCAUUGGGCAGUGUCAGCCUAGUGAGAAAUGUCAACGUUGGUCUAGGAAGUUUGCUUUCGAUAAGUAGAACUGUUAAUGGUGGUAGUCUAAUUGAAGCUUUUGGAUCGUUAAGGCGGAAAAGUACUCAAGCGUCCGUUGUCCCACAAAAAAAUAAGCGUCUUGGAGGACCGUAUCCGGUGCGUGUAGUGAAUGGUAAAAAUCCAAAGCGAAUCCCACAACCCUAUCGACUACGAGGUGUUCCUCGACUGCCUGAUCCGCCAAAAAUAGAUCCCAACAGACCAAUAGUACAAUAUCCGUAUUUUGUUGAACGGUCGCGAUACGGAGAACUUCCCGUAUAUUACAGCAUCAAAAAUGGACGAACACGUCAAUUGACUACUAUAAGGAGAAUUGAAGGAAGUCUUCAGGCUCUUCGUGAUGAUAUUGUAAAAGAGCUGUUCCCAGGUGCAUUAAAGGGUGAUAUAAAAAUUAACGAAACGUCACGUCAAAUAAUCAUCAAAGGAAACGUUCGAAGAGAUGUCAUGCAAUGGCUACAUGAUAAGGGAUUCUGA